Salvelinus sp. IW2-2015 is the source of this 1999-nucleotide messenger RNA. It is a transcript of the gene dgat1a, whose product is annotated as diacylglycerol O-acyltransferase 1a. The record is from RefSeq and is a predicted model, not a curated record. Gene Ontology annotation, cellular component: endoplasmic reticulum membrane. Lineage: Eukaryota; Metazoa; Chordata; Actinopteri; Salmoniformes; Salmonidae. Gene Ontology annotation, biological process: triglyceride biosynthetic process. Gene Ontology annotation, molecular function: diacylglycerol O-acyltransferase activity.
GUUUAAAACUGGGACUGCAGCUUUCUCCUCGACAGCAUGUCGGGCUGGACUUUACAGCAGAGGCUCGAGGGAGAAACGUCUAGUUCAAUUCUAGCAAGGUACGGUUGAAUGCAUCACAUUUAAAAAAUGGGUGACAGAAACGAUAGAGUCCCCAUGAUGACACGCAGAACAAGGAGAACCACCAUCUGCGUUACGCCGGCGGGUGCCAAUUUUAAACAAGCCAACGGCAGCGCAGGGGAAAAAACUUCAAGCCAACCGAGCCACAGCAGCCGGAAAGUGAAGGAGGAAAAACGGGUGCACGAGCCGGUCACUACACCACGCAAGGAGAGGAGCAAAACCAGCGAAAGAUUUAGCUGCCAUGUCCUCCAGGAGUCCCUGCUCAGCUCAGCUAGUGGUUACAGUAACUAUAGAGGCAUCCUCAACUGGUGUGUGGUCAUGCUGGUCUUGUGCAAUGCACGCCUUUUCCUGGAGAAUCUAAUAAAAUAUGGGAUACUGGUGGACCCCAUCCAAGUGGUUUCACUGUUCUUAAAAGACCCAUAUAGCUGGCCUGCAUCUUGCCUUAUCAUUGUUUCGAACGUGUUCAUAAUGGCAGCUUUGUACACGGAGCGGAGGCUAUCAGUGGGCACCAUCUCAGAGACUACCGGAACAUUCCUUUACUUGGUCAAUCUGACCACCCUCCUCUUUUUCCCAUCAGCCACUGUGCUCACGCUGACCUCCAUUACCCCAGUGGGUGGAGCCUUUGCCCUGUGUGUGUAUACCAUCCUCUUCAUGAAGUUGUACUCGUAUAAGGAUGUGAACAUGUGGUGCAGAGAGAUUAGGCAUACCAAAGCCCGCACCCUGACCCGCUCCCAUUCAUGUCCAUCAGUCGCCCAGUCAAAUGGGUCAGCUGUACACGCUCAUGUGUCCUACCCUGGGAAUCUCACACACAGAGAUAUAUAUUACUUUGUGUUUGCCCCAACUCUCUGCUAUGAGCUGAACUUCCCCCGGUCACCACGGAUACGCAAGAGCUUCCUGCUCAGGAGACUCUUUGAGAUGCUGUUCUUCAUACAGUUACUGAUUGGAUUGGUACAACAGUGGAUGGUGCCGACUAUUCAGAACUCCAUGAAACCAUUCCAGGAUAUGGACUUUUCCAGAAUGAUAGAGCGCAUGCUGAAACUGGCUGUUCCCAAUCAUUUAAUCUGGCUCAUCUUUUUCUAUUGGUUUUUCCACUCUUCCAUGAACUUCAUAGCUGAGCUGAUGCGGUUCGGCGACAGGGAGUUUUACCAGGACUGGUGGAACUCUGAGACGGUCACUUAUUUCUGGUCAAACUGGAACAUUCCUGUGCACAAGUGGUGCCUCCGCCACUUUUACAAGCCUCUCAUGAGGAGAGGUGUGAAUAAGUGGGUCGCUCAGACAGCCAUCUUCCUGGUCUCUGCCUUCUUUCACGAGUACUUGGUGAGCGUUCCUCUGAAAAUGUUCCGACUGUGGGCGUUCAUGGGCAUGAUGUCUCAGAUUCCACUCGCCUGGUUCGUCGGCCGCUUCCUGAGAGGUAACUAUGGCAAUGCGGCAGUCUGGAUCUCGCUCAUCAUUGGCCAGCCCAUCGCCGUACUGAUGUACGUCCACGACUUCUACGUAUUACAUUACGUGUCACAACCAUGAGCAGUUGGCCGCAAGCAGAGGAGCAAUAUUAUACUAAAUAAGGAAAAAUGUUUAUUUUGAAAGGGAAAUGUUUUAUAUGAAACUCAACUGAUUAGUAAGAAUGUACUUCAAAAAGUUUUUCAGAUGCCAUUUCUCGAAUGCACUGAUACACUACAGAGACACUUGGCUCUCAUCCUGUCAUGUGCAAUUGUUGUGAAACACUACCCUGCCAAAGCUGGAGAACAUUUGUAUGCCUUUUCUGUUUCUUACUUUAAUAGUCUACAACUAUGAAGACCAAUGCAAAAAACUCUACAGUACCUGUCAAACGUUUGUACACACCUACUCAUUCAAGGGUUUUUCCUUUAUUUUUACUAUUUUCUAC